AUGGAUGGCGAAGCCGAUGAAGACUAUACAGCUGGACCGUGUCGGAUGAUAUCAGCCUUCGAUGGUGUUCAGGAGGUGACGGCUCUCCUCAUGAAGUUGGAUCUCUCAGCUAAGAUCCAGGAAGCCAUCAACUUCCAACGAGGCGUGGCCAAGGAAAAGCGCCGCGAAGAGAAGUAA
Molecule: messenger RNA, 177 nt
Organism: Lecanosticta acicola
Lineage: Eukaryota; Fungi; Ascomycota; Dothideomycetes; Mycosphaerellales; Mycosphaerellaceae
Source: the annotation of a GenBank genome assembly